Molecule: messenger RNA, 10662 nt
Organism: Stegostoma tigrinum
Lineage: Eukaryota; Metazoa; Chordata; Chondrichthyes; Orectolobiformes; Stegostomatidae
Gene: serinc4
Product: serine incorporator 4
Exons: 7
Coding region: 251-1654 (467 amino acids)
Cellular component (GO): membrane
Source: RefSeq, a predicted model, not a curated record
CUUCUGCCCACACUGUAUACAACCUGGUGAGCCAGGAAGCCUUUGUCAUCUGGAGUUGCUGGUCAAUAUUGAAGCUAAAAAUUUAAUUUUUAACAGAGUGUGGGCUUUGCUUUGGAGUCGCUUUGCUGCAGCAUGGUGUUGGGAUUACCAGAACUGUAUGGCCUGUUGCGAAAGAGCCAACACAUCAGUGAUGAGGGCCUCGUUUGACUUGUGGGUGCCCUGACCCUGGAGCUGCACGAUUGGUGGGGGCAUGUGUGAGAGCAGUGUCCGAGCACAGAUUAGCUGCUGCUGCGGCCCUUCACCCUGCUCGCUGUGCUGUCCGUUCCUGCCGGGAAUUAAAGUCUCCACUGGGUCCCGGUUGAUGUACACGUUGUAUCACAUUGUCAGUUCCACUGGAUGUUGCCUACUGCUCUCCAGGACAGUCGCAGAGUCAAUGAAAGACAGGGUGCCAUUCUUCAGGUCUCUCUGUGAGCAGCUGCAGCCAGGCUCAGACUGUGACAUGUUAAUCGGAUACUCGGCAGUGUACAGAGUGUGUUUCGGCACAGCCUGCUUCUACCUGCUAUUGUGUGUGAUUCUCUUCAACGUCAAGUCCAGUCGGGAUUUCAGAGCCCUGAUUCACAACGGGUUCUGGUUUGUGAAAUUCCUGGUGUUGGUUGGGAUCUCUACUGCUGCGUUUUUUAUUCCCAAUGAAUCGUUUUUGCACGUUUGGCGAUACGUCGGUGUGACUGGAGCACUCUUGUUCAUUCUGAUGCAGCUUUCCCUCAUCAGUGUCUUUGCACAUUUCUGGAACAAGAACUGGAUGACAGGAGCCGCACAUGGGAAGUGGUGGAGUCUUGCUGUGCUGGCCGUGACCCUGUUGUUCUAUGCCAUGGCAGUGACUGCGUUUUCACUCAUGUACAAGUUCUACACUCACCCUGCAGGCUGCCUGGUCAACAAGGCCUUGCUCAUCUUGAACAUCAGCUUGUGUUUCGUGGUCUCAGUGUUAUCCCGGAGUCAGUGUGUACAGGAGAGGCAGCCCCACAGCAGUCUGCUGCAGGCCUCCAUCAUCAGCUGCUACGUCAUGUACCUGACGUUCUCCGCCCUGUCCAGCCGCCCCCCAGAGACUGUGCAGUAUCAGGGCCAGAACAUCAGUGUGUGCUCCCCAAGUGUCACGGAGGAUGGCGUUCGGGCUGAGGGCAGGACGAUUGCCAUCGUUGGAGCUGCUGUCAUGUACUGCUGCGUGCUGUUCGCUUGCAAUGAAGCCUCUUACCUGGCCAAGGUGUUUGGGCCAUCGUGGAUGGUCCGUGUCUACCGAUACGAGUUCAAGAAAGCGUCGUGUUGCUUCUGCUGCCUGGACGGGGAACUGCCGAGCUGCGAAGUGGAGGUGACCGGAGGCCAGGAGGUGAUCCAUGAUGAAAGGGACCAAGUGACCUACAGUUAUUCCUCCUUCCACUUUGUGUUCUUCUUGGCCUCACUCUAUGUCAUGAUGACCCUGACCAACUGGUUCAACUAUGAGUCUGCCACACUAGAGACGGUGUUUUCCCAGGGGAGCUGGUCCACAUUCUGGGUGAAGAGCUGUUCCUGUUGGCUGUGUCUCCUGCUCUACCUGCUGAUCCUUCUGGCGCCACCUUGCUGUGUGGACAGUGAGAGACGCCGUGCGGUCCAUGUGAGGUAGCUACCUGCCAGGAUUGGCAUCCCUCUCCGGCAUUGGGAAUUCUCACUGGAAUUGGGAACACUUCCCGGGAAUGGGAAUGUUCUCCGGGAUUGGAAACACUCUCCAGGAUUGGGAACACUCUUCAGAAUUGGGGACACUUUCUGGGUUUGGAAACCCUCAUCAGGAUUGGGAACGCUGUCCAGGAUUGGCAAUGCUUGUCGGGAUUGGGAAUGCUUGUCGGGACUGGGAAUGCUUUUCAAGAUUAGGAAUGUUCUCUGGGAUUGGAAACACCCUCCAGGAUUGGGAACACUCUCUGGGACUGGGGAUACCCGCUGGGAUUGGGAAUGCUCACCGGGACUGGGAGCGCUGUCCAGGAUUGGGAAUGCUUCUCAAGAUUGGGAACACUCUCUAGGAUUGGGAAAGCUCAUCAAGAUUGGGAACACUCUCCGGGAUUGGGAAUGCUGUACAGGAUUGGUAGCAUGCUCUGGCAUUGGGAACUGUGGGGUUUUUUUUCAGAAGCAACAGCAAGCUCGAUGGAAUCUUCUAGAAGCCAAUCUGAUGCUUCCUUUCACAAACACCAAGGCAACAGCACGUGAGCCUGAGGUCGUUCUGGAUUUCAUCUCUGCAGUUGGAUACGAUGGCCUUGUGACUCUAACAUUGUUCAGGCGAUUCCGAGAGUUCAAAUCCCACCAGAACAGUCUCCAAAAUCAAACUGAAUACAUCAGGCAGCACGAGAAUUGACCAGAAGAAUCAACUGGAUCUCCUGCUUUUCCUAAACCCAACCUGUUGAUUAAUAUCCUUUGGGGAAGGGAAUCUGUAAUCCUACUGAGCCAAUCUGGUCUUCACAUGACUCCAGCCCCACUCUCUGUGUGUGACCCCUGAAGCAAACAAAGAACUUCCUUAAACAAGUGGGUGCAAAUGACAACAGGUUGUGAUUGAGCAAAUUUUGAUUUGAUUAAACAAAGAAUUGCAAAUGCUGAAGAUCAGAAACAAACGCAGGAAAUGCUGGAGAAACUCAGCAGGUAUGGCAGCCUCUGCAGAGAGAGAAACAGAGUUCACAUUUUCGGCCUGGGCUGACCCUAGUUCAGAGACUGUUUCCAGUGACUCAAGGACACAGAAGGAAGAGAAUGGGGAAAGAACUACAGGGAUAGAGGGGAUUGGGAUCUGAUGCAUCCUGCCUGAAGUGGAUUCAACAGGAGCAUUCAGGAGGGAAUUGGAUAAACAUUGAAGGAAAGGAUGGGGGAAAAGCAGGCGAGUGGAGUUCCUUGGAUUGAUAUUUCAAGGAGCUAGCACAGGCACACUGAGCUGAAUGGCCUCUUUCCAUGUCUUUCUUGCCAGGAACAGGACUGGCCCCCACCUCAGGGUCACAACCGUAUCAACUGUCAGUCUCCGAGCUGGGAUUUUCCGGAGCUUUCUUUGCAGACCUGUAAUUCUAGGCAGCCCUUUGAUUAAUUCUCUAUCACUUGACGAUACAAUGGGAUAGAUUCUAGUGUUUACAUGGGUCACACCAACUCUAACACUCUUGCAAGCACAUGGAUAGAGAUUGGGAAUCUGUCUGUAAUUGUUCAAAGCUCAGAAUCUGGAGAUGGGAAUCUGCUGAGGCUGCGCUUUGCUCCAAGAACUCUCUAUCCUUAACGAGAGCUUUCAAACUGGGCCACGGUAAAUGGCUGUAUUCAAUAACCUGAACAUUAUAACAUUCUCAAUAAACCUGCUGCACUGGCCUCAGUUUGUCAUUGGGUUUGGGCCAGGUCUUUACUCUCUGCGAAUCAAUCAUUGCCCCGAACAAUAUUGAAGCUUCAAGUAGGGAGUUUAGUAAAAUCUUCCCAUUUUCAGAUGUUGCUGGUUUAUCAGAUUUAUUCUAUUUCAGAGUGCAUCUUGGCCAUUACCCUUAACACGACUGAGACUCCUCACACUAGCUGUGACCCCUUACACUGGCUGUGACCCCUCACACUGUCUGGGACUCUCACACUGGCUAUUGGCCCCUCACACUGUCUGGGACCUCUCACACUGGCUAUUGGCCCCUCACACUGUCUGGGACCUCUCACACUGGCUAUUGGCCCCUCACACUGGCUGUGACCCUUCACACUGACUGUGACCCCUCACACUGACUGUGACCCCUCACACUAUCUGGGACCUCUCACACUGGCUGUGACCCCUCACACUGACUGUGACCCCUCACACUGACUGUGACCCCUCACACUGUCUGGGACCUCUCACACUGGCUAAUGGCCCCUCACACUGGCUGUGACCCCUCACCGACCAUUGACCCCUCAUACUGGCUGUGACCCCUCACACUGGUUAUUGACCCUUCACACUGGCUAUUGACCCCUCACACAGGCUGUGACCCCUCACUGACCAUUGACUCCUCACACUGGCUGUGACCCCUCACACUGUCUAUUGACCCCUCACACUGACUGUGACCCCUCACACUGUCUGGGACCUCUCACACUGGCUAUUGGCCCCUCACACUGGCUGUGACCCCUCACACUGUCUGGGACCUCUCACACUGUCUGGGACCUCUCACACUGGCUAUUGGUCCCUCACACUGGCUGUGACCCCUCACCGACCAUUGACUCCUCAUACUGGCUGUGACCCCUCACACUGGUUAUUGACCCUUCACACUGGCUAUUGACCCCUCACACAGGCUGUGACCCCUCACUGACCAUUGACCCCUCACACUGGUUAUUGACCCUUCACACUGGCUAUUGACCCCUCACACAGGCUUUGACCCCUCACUGACCAUUGACUCCUCACACUGGCUGUGACCCCUCACACUGGUUAUUGACCCUUCACACUGGCUAUUGACCCCUCACACAGGCUGUGACCCCUCACUGACCAUUGACUCCUCACACAGGCUGUGACCCCUCACUGACCAUUGACUCCUCACACUGGCUGUGACCCCUCACACUGUCUAUUGACCCUUCACAUUGGCUGUGACCUCUCACACUGGCUAUUGACCCCUCACACUGGUUAUGACCCCUCACACUGGUUAUGACCCCUCACACUGGCUGUGACCCCUCACACUGGUUGUGACCCCUCACAUUGGCUGUGACCCCUCACACUGGCUAUUGACCCCUCACACUGGCUGUGACCCCUCACACUGGCUAUUGACCCCUCACACUGGAGCAGUUUCACUUGUGAAGCACCCAGUGGUCUAAUAGUUCUGUCAUCACUUGGCAUCCCAAUGGUCACUGGUGCCAAUAAAACAGGGCUGAGUGAGUGACAACAGGGAAGACGGCACGGGAGUAAGAUCCCAUCUUAUACACCCAGAGGCAGUCGAAGGAAUAGCACAGACCCACACCCCAAUUUCUGCCAUUCCUUGACCAGCUCAGGUUUAAAUAUGGCUCUGCAAGACCCUGGGGCACUGAUGAGAGAAAAGUAGGAGCGAGGCAGUACCAGGCCGACAUUCCUAAAGAAAAUGUGAGUUGGUUCUUUAUGUCCUUCCAGUGAGUAAAUCGAUGAGCGAGUUGGCCUGUGAUUGUUUCUGAAACGGUGAAGGGGAUAUUGGCUGAGGCCUGAACAACUUCACUUUCUAUAGCACCUUUAACAUGUCAGCAGGAGCUCAAGCAACCAAAGCCUAUAACUGCUAGCCUGUGUGACGGAAUAUUUGAGCUGACCAAAAGCUGGGUCAUUGAGGUGGAUUUUAAGCAGGGUCUCAGAGGAUAACGGAAUGAUGUUGGGCUUUGGGUAUGCGGAGGCACGACAUAAAUGCAGUAAUCAUGCAUUUUGGUAUUGUUUCCGUUCCCUGGGUUUGUGUAAAAGCCACCCCAUGCUCACCUUAAGGUUUCCUGACAACACCUGAAUAUUUAAUUUACUACCAGAGGUACGAUCGAUGAGCAAGGCUGCCUCCCGGGGAGGGGCAGUUUCUAAUGUUGGGAGAGUGAUGGCCCCCAAAAUCUGAAUGCGAUGCCUCAAAAAACACAAAGGAACAAAGGAAUUGAACAGAUUAAGGAUGUCCAUGACCAUGGCAACUAUGCUUAAAAACACAAAAUAACAAAACAUGAUCACAGAAUAGGUCGAAGGAGCUGACUGGACAACUCUUGAUUGGGUCUAAUAGCUUUGAAGGGCUGAAUGGUCACUGCCUGUUCCUGUGUAACAGGUUUGAGGGGCCGAAUGGCCUCCUCCUGUUCCUGUGUAAUAGGUUGAGGGACUGAAUGGCCUCCUCCUGUUGCUAAAUAUGCAGGGCUAAAUACUUUAUUCAACUCUUCCUUUUCCUUCCUUCCCCUGCCUCCGCACUCUUCCUUGCUGUCCUUCCGAAUUCCAUCAUUACCUUUCCCCAUUACACUACUCCCCCUCAUAUCCCUUCACUCCCCCUUUGCCCCGUCAAUGCUAUUCUAGCUCUUUCUUUCUCUCCCUCCCCACCCCCUUCCCAGUUCCUCCGUUCCUGCCCCCACCCAACUUCUCCCUACCUCUUAGAAUAUGGAACAUAGAACAGUACAGCACAGAACAGGCCCUUCAGCCCACGAUGUUGUUGCCGACCAUUGAUCCUCAUGUAUGCACCCUCGAAUUUCUGUGACCAUAUACAUGUCCAGCAGUCUCUUCCUCCCCUUUUGUGGUUGAUUCUGCCUGGGCUUCAGUGACCGAUAUUCCAAUGGAUGGGUUGUGUAAUUGAUUACCCUAUCUGUUCACUGUCAUAUUAACUCAGAUCCACUUCAGAGAGCAGAUAUUUACAUGCACCAGCAGAAUUCUCCAUUGGUUACUUGUUAAACUGCUGGGCUGUUAAAUAACCUGCCUUCACAUUCCUGAAAUGUUUCAUAUUUGAUGAACUGGUGGCAAAGCUGGAGUUUCCUGAUCACACCCCACAACCUUUGCUAUCAGGGAACAACAGCAGAUUUCCUGCUGAACUAAAAUACAACAGUGGGAUUUGAACAUGUGUUCAUCCACUGACACCACACUGAACUUUGGUGACUGGAGUUAGUCCCCAGGAUGCUGAGCUCAGGGUCCAGAGCCCACGAGUUCAAAGAUUCAAUCAGUUUCAAAUGAAAAAUCAGACUCGACAAUGACACAGAUACACACAUAAACACACGACAUAGACACAAGACACUCAUAGACAGGGACACACAGACAACGACUCUCAAACAGAGCUGCACAUGUCCUGGUGUUUUACACAAACAGCUGUGAGUAAUGCUGUAAAAGAGAUGCAUGACAUGGAAGCUAUUCAUCUUGUGGGUCCUGGGGAGGUCGCUGAACAAAGGCAUCGAGGGGUACAAGUGUAUAUUUCCAUGAAAGUGGAGUCACAGGUAGACAGAGCAGCGAAGAAGGCAUUUGGCACACUUUCCUUCGUUGGUCAAUGCACUGAAUAUAGGACUUGGGAAAUCAUGUUGCAGUUGACACCACUUUUGGAACACUGCAUCUGAUUCUGGUCACCCUGCUAUCAGAAAGCUGUUGUUAAACUUGAAAGGGUUCAGAAAAGAUUUGCCAGAAUGUUGCCGGGGUUGGAGGGUUUGAGCUAUAAGGAGAGGCUGAUUAGGCUGGACUAUUUUUCCCUGGAGCAUCGGAGGCUGAGGGGUGACCUUACAGAGGUUUGUAAAAUCAUGAGGGGCAUGGAGAGGGUGGGUAGACAAGGUCUUUUCCCAGGGCAUAGGUUUAAGGUGAGAGGGGAAAGAUUAAAAAGGUCCUGAGGGGUAAGGCUUUCAUGUAGAGGGUAUGGGUGUGUGGAAUGAGCUGCCAGAGGAAGUGGUGGAGGCUGGUACAAUUACAACAUUUAAAAGGCAUCUGAAUGGGUACAUCAAUAGGAAGGGUUUAGAGGGAUAUGGGCCAAACGCUGGCAAAUGGCACUAUAUUAAUUUAAGAUAUCUGGGUAGCAUAGACAAGUUGGACUGGAGUCUGUUUCCAUGCUGUAUGACUCUAUGACUCUAGUAAUUGCAAGAAUAUCAAAUCUCAGUGGGAACAACAAUUUAUACUGAAUGAGAAAGUGGUUCAGAUUGGUUUGACUCUGCUUUGUAGGGAUGUCGCCAUGGAGAAUGUACCAGAAAUAUAAGAACUUAAGAGCUAGGAACAGCAGUAGGUCAUUCAGCCCCUCAAGCCUGCUAUGCCAUUUAAUACAAUCAUGGCUGAUCUUAUCUUGGCCUCACCUCACUUUCCUGCUUGUUCUCCACCACCCUUCAAUACAUUACUCAUUAAAAUUCUGUUUGUAACAGUUAACUGUCAAGGAAUAAAAUCAGAGGAUGUUGGAGAAACUUUGUAGGUCAGGCAGUAUCUGUAGAGAGAGAAAAACAGAGUUAGAAUUUCAAGUCUGACAUCACUUCUUGACAACUAAAGGUUCUGUAAAAAGGUGUUGGAAGAUAGAUUUAUUUAAGUCCUUUUGAUGAAGGCAGAUAAGAACCAAAAGGGCAGAUGGUAUACAGGUACCGAUGCAGAAGACAAAGGGGCUGUGAAAGAAAACAUGAAAUGCAAAAUUAUGUAAAUUAUGAUGUGAAAGAGAAAGAACUGAUUCUCUCUAAUGAGUGCAAAGUAAAGAAGUCAUAAAUACAACAUGGCUGUGUGUGGAGGUGAAGGUAAAAGAAAUGGACAUUGAUGUCAAUUUCUGAAGUAAUUGAAUUCGGUAUUCCUUGAGCUUAUGUGCUGCUUUGUUGGAACAUUGCAGGUAGCCCUGGACAGAAGUGUUUGUAUGAGAGCAAGGUGGUUUAUUGAAAUGGUAAGCAACUGGGAGGUCAGGGUCAUUCCUACAGUCAGGACGGAGUUGUCCUGCAAAACAGUCGCCCAAUCUAUGUUUGGUCCUGUCAAUGAAAAUUAUGAGGGACGUAAAUAAGGCAUACAGCAAAGAUCUUUUCCCUAAGGCACAGGAGUUCAAAACCAGGGGGUAUCUUUUUAAGGUGAAUGAAACUAUUGUGAGCUGUGAAUGCAGUACACUAGAUUGAAAGAAGUAGAAGUGCACUUCAGUUGGAAGGCAUAAUUAGAGUCUUGGACAAUGAGGAGGGAGGUGGUGAAUAGACAGUGAUGCAUCUUCUACAAUUGCAUGGUAAGGUGUCAUGGGGUAAUGAGGAAGCAUUAGGAGUAGACCAUGGUGUCAUGGAAAAAUAAUGAUGAGGCCAGGGAAAGAUAUGUUUGGUAGUGGAAUCCUGCUGAAGUUGGCUGAAGUGGCAGGGGAUGAUCCUUUGAAUGCAAAGCCCAGGGGCAUGAAAAGUGAGGUCAAGUGGAAUUAUUUCAUUAUUCAAGGUGAUUUAAUAAACUGGCAAGAAACUGGAAUGUCAGAUUCAUUCCUAUAGAUAGAGCGAAGGUGUUCUGCAAAAGUGGUCACCCAGUCUGCAUUUGGUCUUGCCAAUGUAAAGAAAACCGUAUUGUGAACAAUGAAUACAGUCGAUGAGAUUGAAAGAAGUAGAAGUAAAACAUAGCUUCAGUUGGAAGGUAUGUUUUAGGCCCUUGGACAGUGAGGAGGGUGGAGGUGAAUUGAUGAGUGUAGCUACUAUGGGAAAGAGAGGAAAUGUUUGAAAUGAUAGAGGGUGUCCGGGCUGUGACGGAGGCUGUCAACCUUGCCAAAUGCUGACAGACGAGCAGAGGGGAGGGAAGAUUGGGAGUGGAUGAUGCUUUGAAUGCAGAGAUCAGUGGGGUAGAAAGUAAGAGUUUUUUGUUCUGGGAAAAAGGAGAAGGGGUGAGAGCAGAAGUGCAGACAAGACUGAGGGUCCUGUCAACCACAAUGGGAGUGUGGUCUUUGCUUGAGGAUAAAGGCUAUCAUGUCAGAGGCAGCCCAGUGGAAGGCGGCAACAUCAGAACAGAUGCCACAGAGAUCGGGAAACCGGGAGAACGGAACAAAAUCCUUGCAGGUAACAGGGAAGGAAGAGAUGUAAUCGAGGUAACAGUGUGAGUCAGUGGGCUUAUAAUGGAUCUUCGUGGACAGCCUACCCCAGAAAUGGAAACAGUCAAGUCAAGGAAGGGAAGAGUCCAAGUUGGACCAGGCUGAAGGUAGGAGAAAGAUGUAAAUUGGCAACAAAACUGAUUAAUGUUUCAAAUUUUAGGUGAGAGCAGGACGCAACAUCAAAUGCAUUGGCGAUGCAACGUAGAAAGAUUUGUUGUUGGGAUCCUGAGGAGGACUGGAGAAAGGAAUGUUCCACAUAUCCAAAAAACCUCAGGCAUAACUGGCAAUCAUAGGCAUGUCUUUGACUUAGAGAAAUGGACUCCUCCACCCAUGCCAAAAGUAUUUUAAAAAGUCCUAUUUUCCAACAUGUUUCAGAUCUGAAGAAGAGUCAUACCGCACUUGAAAUGUUAACUCAUGUUUUCCUCUCUCCACAGAUGCUAUCAGGCAUGUUGAGUUUCUCUGUGGUUUUUUUUCAAAUUUUGAGCAUCUGAGGAAUUUUGCCUUAAUUCGAGUUAACUGUUAAGCUUUUGAUUGAUUGAAAAUGACCAGCGCUGUAAGUAAACAGAUGAAACUUCAGUGAACUACACUGCAAACCCAAUUUAUAAUCUUAAAUCAGUGGCUCAUGUCAUUUUCAGCAACAUCAGGAUUGCUUAGCAAGUGUUAUCCAAUCACAGAUUCACCUCUAAUAUUGGACAUAAUGUUCUUAAGUUUGACAAGUUUGGGCUUAGGACUCUUAUGGCGCAAUGGUAGUGUCUCUGCCUCUGAACCAGGAGACCCAGGUUGAAGCCCCAUUUAUGCAGAGUUUGAAAUGGAUUAUAUUAAAUGUGCCCACAAUGAAAGUUCCUGCUAUUGGUCCCUCGUUAUUUCAGGAAUCAAUAACUUGUCACAAUGUUACUUUUCAACCUCUUUAACUGAGUGCGGCAAAAAUCUUCACUUCUCCAAUGAAAAGGGAGUGGAAUAGAGAUUAUUUAAAGAUUGUUUGUCCUCACUGGAGAAUGUGUGCAGACAAAAACAAAACACAACAUUUUUAAUUUGAUGGAUUUAUUGAAUUCUUUCCUGCUGGUACAUGAUAGACUUAAGUUUAAAAUUGGAGAAUGCGACAUUUUAGCACAGAAUGAAAAAUCUCAGGUCAGGAAUUUGUUGGUGCAUUCGAACUGGCCUGUUCUCGCCCUACUGUCCCCCUCUCCCCCUCCUCCACUCUCCUCCCCCAACCCCCUCUCCCUCUCCCCCUCUU